Molecule: messenger RNA, 1233 nt
Organism: Sinocyclocheilus grahami
Lineage: Eukaryota; Metazoa; Chordata; Actinopteri; Cypriniformes; Cyprinidae
Product: protein LSM12 homolog A-like
Exons: 5
Coding region: 62-652 (196 amino acids)
Molecular function (GO): RNA binding
Source: RefSeq, a predicted model, not a curated record
GUCUGCGUCGCGUCACGUGCGUCUACGUAAAGCUGGCGCUCCGGUUUCCCUGGCGGAGAAGAUGGCGGCUCCGGGACCGGGGGAGUACUUCAGCGUCGGGAGCCACGUCUCGUGCCUCACCUGCUUAGGCCAGCGUUUGCAGGGAGAGGUGGUGGCUUUCGAUUAUCCGUCCAAGAUGUUGACUUUGAAAUGCCCUUCCUCCAGCGCGAAGCCCAACCUCAGUGACGUCAUCUUGGUUAACUUAGCCUAUGUUUCAGACGUGGAUGUUAUUAAUGACCGCACUGAGACUCCUCCUCCUCUAGCAUCCUUGAAUAUUAGCAAGCUUGCCAGUCGGGCAAGAACAGAAAAGGAAGACAAGCUGUCCCAAGCUUAUGCAAUCAGUGCUGGGGUGUCAGUUGAGGGCCAGCAAUUAUUCCAGACUAUACACAAAACCAUCAAAGACUGUAAAUGGCAGGAGAAGAACAUCAUGGUUAUGGAUGAUGUCGUAAUCUCGCCACCGUACCAGGUGGAGAACUGCAAAGGCAAAGAGGGAAGUGCUCUAAGUCAUGUACGCAAAAUUGUUGAGAAACAUUUUAAAGAUGUGGAAAGCCAGAAGUCGAUGCAGCGCACACCAGCACAGCAAACACAGAAGGACUCGUCUCUAUCCUCCUGAGUGGGGGGUAUGGCUCGUCUGGGGAGGGCACCGCGGGCAUCCAGGGCCUAAGAGCUGGUGCAAGCCAGCGCUCUUCUCCCCCUCUGCGGCGCAGUCCGAGGGUGGAUGCACCAAGGGCCUAGGGUCUGGAAGAUCAACAAAAGAAACAAACACACACAAAAAAACAUUAAAAAAAAAAAAAAAAGCAAAAAUGUUUUAAGGAAAAAACACGAGAGUGAAAAGAGUUCAUUCUAAAUUAGACUUUAUAAAGAUAAUUUAAAACGCCAACCAUCAAACAAACCAUAGUUUAUUUGACUAACUUACAGUGUCUUAUCCCCUCCUUCCUCCUGUGUUUCAUCUGAAACAGCUUUUCAUAUUUUCUUCUCUUACAUCCCUCCUUCGCCUUCUAUUCCAUUUUGUCAAAAAAAGAAAAAAACAAAUCGGUCAGAAAAGCUUGUUAGCUUUUACUUUUUAUGCUUUUUCUUUUGGCUGUUUAUGUUCUACAGUUGUGUCUGUUCUGUAUUUUAAACGAAAUGUGAUUUCAGAUGCCACGCGUUACAAAGGACGUUUUCUAAAAUAAAAGUAACAAAAAUUCUGACUAA